Messenger RNA from Lepisosteus oculatus (spotted gar), 3463 nucleotides. It is a transcript of the gene gdf10a, whose product is annotated as growth differentiation factor 10a. Gene Ontology annotation, molecular function: cytokine activity; growth factor activity. Lineage: Eukaryota; Metazoa; Chordata; Actinopteri; Semionotiformes; Lepisosteidae. Gene Ontology annotation, biological process: positive regulation of osteoblast differentiation; osteoblast differentiation. Gene Ontology annotation, cellular component: extracellular region. The record is from RefSeq and is a predicted model, not a curated record.
AAUACCUUUAUUAAAAUGUCCCAGCUCCGAUUUAUGUGUCAUCUAAGACAACCUGAACAUCCGUUUACAAAACGCAAAGGGCUCAUCGCUUUCUCAGUCAAAAAAAAACCGACACAGAUUUGAUGAGGAGCAAGAAGACUCAUACUAUGAUGACUAUUUUAAGCGGGACGCAAAUCAAAGUAUUUUGUGAAAACCUAAAGGCACGUAUUCUGACAAAUUCUAUCUGAUGUCCUGCAGUUUUUUUUGUUCUCUUGUAACAAUACAGUGGUCUUUGUUCUUGCUCUUACAUUUUUAUAGCAAUUGACAGUUGGCUGCAAUUAUUCAUUGUUGUUGUUCAUUCUAACCGCUACUAUCGGUUACAGAGCCACGGUAAAAAAAUGGUGCUCAUGGCUGGUUAGUCUUAAUAGGUACAGUAACUCCGACUCGGAGUCUCCCACGUUGACAACUUGUGGCAUCAGAUGGCGUGUUUUCUCGAGGCUUGUGGAAACGGUGUGCUGUAGCGCUGGAUCUCGUUGGUUAGUAGCAGUAGACGUCAGCGUGUCUUAUUGCCUAAGAUUACCACUUGGCUUCUGGCGGUAAGAAGAAACUGUGACUGCCCGGGCAAUACCGAGUCCGCAGGAGAUGUGUUCUCUAUUUCUCAAAGAGUUUUCUUUGACUUGACUCUUCAGAUCGAGCAUAUCGCAGAGGGAGGCGUGAACAAGAAGAGACGGCCUCACCUUUACAAAGUGACUUGUUCCCACAACUCUUCAUCAGUCAUAAACAUACUCAUCUGCACAGCUGUUUGUUUCGUUUUCACAAAACACACUUGACGAAGAAGCAAAGCGGAAUAAAAAGCAAUCGCGAUACAGCUACAGCAGCGCUAUGGCACUAAACGUCGCUUUGCUCUCGCGUGUGGUUCUCUUGCUGGGAUACUCGAACCUGGGAGUCGCGGAUGCUGGAGUCACGCCGGGCUCCGUCCAGGACAGCAGCGUCUUCGCCGCUCCGGCAGAGCGCCCGUCUGACACGGCAGCGCUGGACAGCUCCGCUCAGGAUAUGGUCGCUCUUCACAUGUUCAGACUGUACGAAAAGUACAACAGAGAAGUCACCCGUCCUCGGGACGGGAAUACGGUGCGGAGCUUCAAAGCGAGCCCAGCACUGACAGAGCAGAGGGUUCUGUACCACUUCAAUCUCUCCUCUCUUCAGGAAUCGGAAGUCGUACUCGCGACAACGUUUCACUUCUCCUUCGACAAGCGCCCACGGCAGAGGUCCUGGGCCUGCAAGCGUGUCAAGACCUCCUCCUGCCGCCUCCAGCAGCUCCACCCGCUUCCUCCCGUGAACAUCGUCUUCAGAAGCGCCCCUUCGGACGGAGCCCCGGGGGCGCCGCUGGGGAGCUUCGCUUUCUAUCCGAGCAGGCGGGGAGCCUGGCAGCUGAAGGAUAUCACGCCGCUGAUCAAGGACGCCACGGAAACGGGCGAGCUCGUCAUAACCGCCGAGUUUGAUUUCGGGCAGAAAUCCCAGAAGUCCCAGGACCGCGUUUCGCCUUCCGACCUCCCGUACAUGCUGGUGUACGCCAACGACUUGGCGAUAUCUGAGCCCAACAGCGUGGCCAUGAGCCUGCAGAGGUACGACCCGUCCUCUGCCGCCGAAGAGGCCACGCGGUCCCCCAACGCUUCUCCUGACGCCCGAGUCAAGAGGGAGGCGGACUUCCCGGACCCCAUCCGAAACAACGAGCUCCCCGAGGUAGAGUACCACACCUUCCAGAAGCACGGGCUGUGGGAGAGCGCCUACCUGGCCCUGAAGCCCAAACCGCCGAAGAAGGACCGUCGGAGAAAAGCACAGGAGAACAGCGAGGGGUCGGCCAAGUCCCAGGUGCUCAGCUUUGAUGAGAAAACCAUGAAGAAAGCGCGGCGGAGACAGGGGAACGAGCCUCGGAUCUGCUCCAGGAGGUACCUGAAGGUGGACUUUGCGGACAUCGGCUGGAGUGAGUGGAUCUUGUCCCCCAAAUCAUUUGAUGCCUACUACUGUGCAGGAGCCUGCGAAUUCCCAAUGCCUAAGGUCGUUCGCCCCUCCAAUCACGCAACCAUUCAAAGCAUUGUGAAAGCAGUGGGAAUUAUUGCAGGAAUCCCAGAGCCCUGCUGUGUGCCUGACAAAAUGAACUCGCUCAGUGUCCUUUUCUUGGACGAGAACAAAAACGUGGUGUUAAAGAUUUACCCCAACAUGUCGGUGGAGACCUGUGCCUGCCGAUAGAGACAUCUGGGAAAGCUGAAGGUUGACUGAUUAACCGAGAGACCAAGACAUGGCCUUUUCUUCGUGCAGAAUCCUUCAAGAAGGGCGACACUGGCAGCUCUUCGGAUCCCUCAUGUGUUGGACAGUGAAGGUUUCCUUCAAGGACUGGAUAACUUUAGAUUACACUCUGUGUAAAAUACUGUUGAAAUGUAAUUGGUUCACAUUCCACAACUAUUUAUGAAACAAAAGUGUCCUGUCUCUUUCUGUGCGUGCAUAUUGUUGUUAUUCCUUUCUCCUUCUUCUAUAGGUGUAUGUGUGUGCAUCAUAAAUGUAGAGCGUGUGUGUGUGUGUGCAUGCGUUCACACAUACACAUCUAUUUUACAUAACAGAAUAGGAUUCUAACUGGAAAUAUAGCCUUAUCAGAAUUGUUAUAUAGCCUUAAGGUAUCACCAGAUACUGAAAAUCCUUGAUUCAUUCUGAAGAUUAUCAGGAGAAUAAUCUUUUGGUGGCUGGAAUCAAUAAAUUAAUCAGUUUUAUGAUUUAGCUUUCUUCUAGAACUGAGUAGGAAAAAUGCCCUUAUGUUUUUUUCACUGCAACUGCUUUUAAUCUGCACUGUAACAUAUCCCUGAAUCUGUUUGGAUUAUGUUUGUAAAUAGUAAUUUGUUUUUGUGCUACUAAAAGUGUCCAUCUUAUCGAAUAGUUAUAAAUAUGCUGGUCGGAACUGACGUUUUUUUAAAAGAAUACAUUUUAGCUCAUUUACUAAACUUUAAUUUUUUCAGUUUCCACUGAUAUUUUUCUUGAUUUAUCACACAACAUAUUUUUUUAUGAACAGUACGUUUUUUCUUCUUUGGUAGGUAAUAUCACUUUUUUAUCCGUCAUUUGUUUUGGAGAACAUUAUGCGUAUCUGUUUUAAAUUAUGAAGCCAGUAGUCAACACAAGUACCGUAAUAAAACAUAAAUAAGACAAAUAUUGUGUAUCUCUUUUUUUACUUAUAUAAUAGUCCAUGGUGUUCAGAAGAAUGGGGUAGGUAAUGAAAGUUCAGGAGAAGAAAUGACAACCAAAUUACCCAGCAUUCCUGUUGCUCUGACUCCAUGAUGCCACAUCCCAGAAUGCUAUAAAAACCACAGGGUCCUGACAUCCUUGUCCUGUGGUCUGGUGGUUGGCUCUCGGCUGAGCAGGCUAAGCCAAAAUUCUUUAUGAAUGCCUUUUCUGAUAAACAUUCCUUAUACAUAUUCAGAAUAGUGGUCAUUAUUCCAUG